Pyricularia oryzae 70-15 is the source of this 2808-nucleotide messenger RNA. RefSeq lists its product as uncharacterized. Lineage: Eukaryota; Fungi; Ascomycota; Sordariomycetes; Magnaporthales; Pyriculariaceae. The coding region runs from base 1 to 2808 and encodes 935 amino acids. The transcript has a single exon. The record is from RefSeq and is a predicted model, not a curated record.
AUGGCUUCCAUCUCAGAGGCUUGCAUUAUGGCAGACUGCCAAACCGGACAGAUCUCGAACACCGAGCAAUUUAUCAACACAAUGGACGAGGCUACCAUCAAUAACUACCAACUUCAGGCAGCUGACCUGGCUCUAAGAUUGUCCGCCGGGAACACUGAUGGGAGUGCCAUACAAGUCGACCAGCCCGAGGCGGUACUGCCCGACAACGGGGACGCGAAGGAUGACGUCCUCCAAGUCUCGGACCACAAUGGCAACAAAACAGUCAUUCCCGAACCCAAUGUCGACAGACGGUUGAUUGCGGCAUCGCUGGAGGAACCUCGUUGCCCGCAGCCACAGGAGCCCAACUCUGAGCCAAACAUCACCGAGACCAACCAAGCAGCCCACAAAGCCGUGAUUCUCACACUCCCAUCACCUUCACCCAUCGCACCCCAAGCCGGCGAUUGGGUCACACAUAGACCCGGGACUCAGUGGGAGGCCCGGGGCGAUUAUAUGUUUUACCGUGAGCCCGGAAACGCAACACAAAAGAACAGUGCCACGGGGGAUGAGGUCGAGGGCGUGGUGGACGUCUUUUGGAAACCUGCGGGGUAUUUUUCGUGGUAUUAUCCCACUGAGCAAGAAAAAGAGGCCGAAAGGUGCCUCGACAAGGCGGUGUGGGACGACGGCUUUGCCUUUUACUAUUCUCCGGCCCUUGAGGACCAUCCUGUGUUCCAUGACUUGGUUACCGACCAGCGGUACUACUUCCACAAGCGGCAGUUGCUUUGUGAUCCUGUCAAGGCCGCUGUCUUGGCCGUCCGCGAGGUUUACCUAGAGAUGAUGAGCCAACAAGGGAAGUAUCUUCACUCUGCGUCUAUGGAGGAAGUUUCCACCGAGCGAACGCCGUCUACCUGGCCGUCUACCACUGUUGCAGAGCCUUCUCCUAUCUCUCUAUCCUCCUUUGAGGUGGCCACACCCCCUACCGAGGCGACCUCGCCUGCUCAACAAGACCUUCCCGUCGCAUACUUGAACGAAGAUGUCGUGAUUGGGGUGAAAAGACCGGCUCCAGUGACGCCCGAGAGGGAACAACCUCCCUGUAAAAGGGCCAGAACGACACCGUCGCCACCAACCACACGCAAGGUCGAGGUAGCACCAUCGCCGAUCUUCCAGUGCCCUGUUCAUCAUAGAGCUUUCCCUGUAUUUCCAGAGGACGUAACCGUGCAACAGCGGGCAUAUAUGCUGGACCUCUGCGACAUCAAACAGGAGCCACUAAUCCGCGACAGGCUGCCCGAACUAGUCUACAAGGUUUUAUUCGACAAGACUGAGGCUAAGUCGAAGCCCAAGUCCCCGGUACAGACGUCCUUGACAACCGCUGCAGCUCAAGUCGCCACCCCCAGCCGCACCCGAACCCCCUCGGGAGCAACGGGCUCAACAGGCGGUAGCCAGGAAAACCCCAUUUCACUUGACACGCCAGAGCCCCAAAAGUUCUCCACCCCUCGGGUCGGUACUGCGACCAAUCCGAUCCCGAUCGAGCUGGGCAUCGCGGAUGAGGACGUGGUGACCAUCUCACCCACGGGCUCCUCGACUAGUCAGACGCCGAGCACUACGCUGAGCACUACGCUGAGCUCCGUACCGUCUUCAUGGCCAGUGACACUCCGCAGGGAUUCUGCUCCCUCGCCGGACCCUUUCAUGCCCAGGGUCACCCGUUCUGCAGAGAAGAAAACCGUCGCGCACCCGCGCCGGGACGGCUUUUCAUUCUACAAAACCGACAACAAGGCGCUGCUUCGGUACCAGCUGGUUGACAAGGACCCAGGAGUGGUUCCGGGGACGUAUCUACCUGACGGUCGCCAGCCGGACAGGCUUCUCAUCGAAAAAUUCCGCAUCGACUGCAACAACACUAAGGGAACAGCAAACAACUUCAGCCCGAGGAAGGCCACAAUCCACCCAAAACAGACUCCCCUGCACAGCGGAGACUACUGGGACAACUGGCUGGAAACAAAGCAGGUGACGCCCACGCAGCCAUCCACCGGCACCGAGGCAUACACCGCCGCCGCCAGGCAGCGCUGGGUAGAUGACGCUCCCAGGAGCUCCAGCCAGCCCGCCCUGCUGCGAGGUUUCCCCAUGGUGGAGAUGGUCACGUUCCUCCGGGCUAACAACCGCCAGGACGAGGGCAACUGCUACUGGAACGCUCUCUCGCUGCAAAUGUACGGCCGAUCUGAUUUUGGCCUGCGCGUCAAGUUAGAGCACCUGCGUCACGUUGAAGCCGUGCUCCAGAACCCGCGACACCCUCGCCACGAAUCCUAUACCAAGAUCAACGCCCGAUUCUUCCAAACUAACGCCGAGGGACUGUCGGGGGGCCGCUUCAUCGCCAAUAUGUGGCAGAUCCUGCACCUGCCGGGAUCGUGGACGCCGUCGUGGAUGACGCAGAUCACCGCCGAUCUGUACGGCGUUUUCGUCGUUCUGUACACGCUCCAGACCGAGAAGCGGCUGCUGGUCACCGAAACGACUACACGCGGCGCCUACAAUUCGCGCCAUAUCUUCCUGCUCUUUGUCGAUGGCAACCACUACCAGCCCAUGAUACCAAACGAAUACGACCCGUCCGAGUUCCGCUGCCCACGACCUUCCAAGGAGCUCACUAGAGCGUAUGUGUUCGGCGAUUCCAAGCGUUGGGGCGACGGAGUCACUCAUGGUUGGCGCCAUGACGCCUCGUUUGGCAACCGUGUGCCCAUGCCCUUGCCCGUUGAUCAUAACAUGGGCGCAACCUUUGUCGAUACAGAGAGGCUGAUCAAGGCCGUGGUAGAAGGCGGUACCGGACUUUGGAUGGCGAAAUUAUAA